UACUAAAAAAAAAAAAAAAAAAAAGAUAGCGAAAUGGUUCCGUAGAACCUGACCAUCUGCAUUCGAGCGCCGAACGGUGGAAGAAAACAAACUCCCACAGGUUGUUUUCUAACUUCCAAACAUGCUAGUUGGCUCGCUCUCUCGCACUCGCACGGGGCAUUGUGGUAAACGCCUGUACUUUAAGCAUUAGGAAGGGAUUUAAGGUGAGACCCUGUCUGAAACUCACAUCUCAAGCCCUCCGCUCCCUGACACGACCCGCGGCUAGCUCAGACCCGCACAGACCAGGGAACUUCAGGCUUCCCGAAAAUGCAAGUUAACGGAAGAACUGCAGCCUUCACGGCGCUAUCUUCAGCCAGCCAGGAGCUGCUCAUCCGGAGACUCAGUUUCCCCAGCUGCGUUGCUUAGAGACCAGCCAACCUCAGUACCGCAGAAUUCCCCGGAAGCGGAGGGCACCACUGACGCGACUGCGCACAGGCAGAAAGGGCCUCCCACGCCGCAACGCUAUUGGCUGCGCUCGGCACCAGUGGCUAUAGUGGCGGAAGUCGGCCCCGCCCCUUCCUCUUUCUCUCGAACCGGGCGGCCUCAUCCGCGAACAGCGCAGCAAUGGCCAAGAUUAAGGCUCGGGACCUGCGCGGCAAGAAGAAGGAGGAGCUGUUGAAACAACUGGAUGAUCUGAAGGUGGAACUGUCCCAGCUUCGCGUGGCCAAAGUGACAGGCGGCGCCGCGUCCAAGCUCUCCAAGAUACGAGUCGUACGCAAAUCCAUCGCCCGUGUCCUCACUGUCAUUAAUCAGACUCAAAAGGAAAACCUCAGGAAAUUCUACAAGGUGAGCACUGGGAGACUGGGCCCUCUGGCUGAGUUUGCACAGUUACCAGCUUUCCGGACUGACAUGGAUUCUUGGUGUCAGAGGGUCAGAAGGGAGGGUGGACUGGGCGCUAGCUUUGGGCUCAGCUGUGUGGUAGAUGAAACUGGGACCCUAGCCUGAGGUGAAGCUAGCUGUUUAGUGUGUCUCACUGUCUCAGUAUGUCUGUCUCACAGCCAAGCACCUUCUGUUCCAAGACUUGGAGGUUGGGUUACCCAUGGACACCUACAGUUGGUAGACAGGGACCCCCCCCCCCCAAGUUUCUCUUCAGAACCGUAUCGUGAGGACAUUAAGAGUAUUGCUGGGUGGUUGCAAGAUGUUUGUCAUAACUGUUAGUGCUUUCAGAUUAACGUGUUUUUACUAGGAAUCGACUCCUGUAGUUAGCUAGUCUCCAGAAGGAUUGGGGUGGGGAGCCAUGUCAUUUUAAGAUAAUCCCACUUAAUUGAAGCCAUCUGGUGGUGUCUUGAAUUACAUCUCUGCAAAUUUUACCUAAUGUUGGGGUUUGGCAUGUCAGAAAGUUGUCUGUCUGUGGUGUGACUCAACCGCCCAGGAGGGACAUUUUGGAUUAGACACGUCUGAAGUACAGUUUCUUAAUUUCGGAGAUGCUAGAGCCAAGAUACCUAUCACUCGGUACUGAUGUGUGGGGACCUUACCUCACCCCUGAGCAGUGGAACUUACCUUGAACUUUUUUGUGCUUCAUUGCUAGUGCUGACACAUGUGGCUUUUCAGCAGUGUGUCUGUGUGUCUGUCCGGAGACAUCAGUGUGUAAACCUGCACUGAACUACCUCCAGUCCACAAAGAACCAGGGUGGGCUCUGGGUUUUUGCUUGCUUUUACACCAGGUAAUCUAGAACUCACAGAGGCCCCUCUGCCUGCCUCUCUAGCUGCUGGAGUUAAAGGCACCGUGCUGUGUGGACACUUAGACUUGAUCUUUGCCAUCUGUUCACACUGUUGGAGAAUGAACAGGACAUAGGUGUGUUUGGCUGCUCUGUGGAGAGAACUCUAAGUGGAUAAGUGACGUUGACAUGACUGAAAGCCUGCCUGGUGUGGCUCCUCACCUUAUCCUGUAGAGCUUUCUAGGGUCCUCUGUCCACCUGCAGGAGCUUGGUGCAUGGGGAUGUGAACCCAUUGUGCCUGCCCCUUUGCAGGCAGGAGUAGGCACUCCUAGGAAGCCCAGUUACACAUUUUCAGCAGGCCGCUGAGCUUGUUUUGGAGGCUGCUGCCUCUUGAAAUUCUUGGUAGCGCUGCUUCUCCUUAUCAUGUAAGGAUCUGACCCACAGGACCUGGUCCCUGAGGGAACUAAGGGACUGUCUUGCUUAGAACACCCGGGAAGGGCUAGGAGAUAGAGGAAAGUGAGAGCUCCCUUAACAGCUCAGGGUGACUUUGACCAAGCCUUCUGUGGUCGGUGUUACCUAGAGCAUUGAUGAGCCAUGCCUGGUGGGUCAGCCAGGCAGUAGCUACACAGAGCCUGUGUGUGUGGAGUGCCCUUUCCAUUGUGCUGUGACUUUCUACUUAGUCACUAGGUGAUGCAUAGGAAAACUGAAGCCUAGCCCCCUCUUGGCCCUUGUAGUCUUGAAAUUGGGGAGCUUGGUGUGCAAAUUUUAGGCCUACCACCCUCUGGUACUUUACUGACAGCCCCCAGCUGUCUCAGUGCCCUGCCAUUUGCUCAGAGAAGUCCAACUUUGUGUCCUGUGUGCUCACCUGCUUCCACAUCUUCCCAGGAGCCCCCAGUGCUCAGGCUCACCCUGUCAUUUCUGUCCCAGGGAAAGAAGUACAAGCCCCUGGACCUGCGACCCAAGAAGACAAGAGCCAUGCGCCGCCGGCUCACCAAGCAUGAAGAGAAGCUGAAGACCAAGAAGCAGCAGCGGAAGGAGCGGCUGUACCCACUGCGCAAGUACGCAGUCAAGGCCUGAGACGACGACAAUAACAAUAAAGUCCAAAACUGACGA
Rattus norvegicus (Norway rat) is the source of this 2809-nucleotide messenger RNA. The record is from RefSeq and is a predicted model, not a curated record. NCBI's taxonomy places the organism in Eukaryota, Metazoa, Chordata, Mammalia, Rodentia, Muridae.